Triticum turgidum subsp. durum (durum wheat) is the source of this 3066-nucleotide messenger RNA. Lineage: Eukaryota; Viridiplantae; Streptophyta; Magnoliopsida; Poales; Poaceae. The record is from the annotation of a GenBank genome assembly.
AUGGUUGGUACGGAGAUGCUCGCGGCCGCGGCUGUGAGCCAGGUCGCCCGCAAGAUCGGCGAAAUCAUCGGCGCCGCGCAGGGCGAGGUCACGCUGUGCUGCAGUUUCAGCGACGACCUGGAGAGCAUAAAGGACACUCUGGUGUACCUAGAAGACCUGCUGAAAAAUGCGGAGAGGAACUCCUUCGGAAGCGAGAGGGCAAAUCUGCGGCACUGGCUCGCCCAGAUCAAGUCCCUGGCCUUCGACAUCGAAGACAUGGUUGACGACUACUACUCUUCCAAGGAGCAGUUUGAAGGGAGCAGCAGCUAUGCUCAGAAGGGAUCAUUGUUCUGCUCACUUUCCAAUCCCGUGAUUUCGAAAGUUAGCAUGGUUCAUAAGAUGAAAUCCAAGAGAGAGUUGUUGCAGACAAGGCAACACUUGCCUAAUCAAUAUCAUUUCAUUUCACAUAUUAACUCAGUGGUGGAUUUUGAUGAGAAGCAGACAACAUCAUACAGAAAUAGUGACAUUACUCUUUUUGGGAGAGAUAGAGACUUAGAAAAUCUCAUGGACAUGAUAAUGCAGAAAAGUGUCAGUGAGAUUUCCAUUAUUUCUAUAGUAGGGCCCAUGGGUCUCGGGAAAACAAGCCUUGCGCAGCUAGUUUUCAAUGAUGCCAGAACAAAGGCAUUCAGCUUCAGGAUAUGGGUUCAUGUUUCCAUGGGUAAUGUCAGCCUUGAAAAAAUCGGGAGGGAUAUAGUUUCACAAACUACCGAAAGGAUUGAGGGAAAUAUGCAAUUACAAUCAAUUAAGAAUGAUGUUCAAACCAUACUUAAUAAGUAUAGCUGCUUAAUAGUAUUAGACAGCUUGUGGGGUAAAGAUGAAGAAGUGAAUGAGCUGAAGCAGAUGUUGCUCACUGGUAUACAGACAGAAAGCAAGAUUGUAGUGACCACCCAUAGCUAUAAAGUUGCUGAGUUGGUGUCUACUGUUCCGCCUUACAAGUUGUCUGCAUUAUCUGAAGAUGACUGUUUAAAUAUAUUUUCACAAAGGGCAAUGGCUGGGCGUGGUGACCCACUGUUCAGGGAAUACGGAGAAGAAAUUGUUAGAAGGUGUGGCGGCACACCCUUGGUUGCUAACUUUCUUGGAUCUGUUGUGAAUGCUCAACGACAGAGGCGUGAGAUUUGGAAAGCUGCCAAGGAUAAAGAAAUGUGGAAGCUAGAGGAAGAUUAUCCUGAAGACAAAAUUUCACCACUAUUUCCAUCUUUCAAGAUAAUAUAUUAUAAUAUGCCUCACGAGCUAAGAUUAUGCUUUGUAUACUGUUCAAUCUUCCCUAAAGGAUCUGUUAUAGACAAGAAAAAACUUAUUCAGCAAUGGAUUGCACUUGACAUGAUUGAGUCCAGACAUGGAACCUUACCUCUGGAUGUAACUGCUGAGAAGUAUAUUGACGAACUCAAAGCAAUAUAUUUCCUUCAAGUUAUAGAAACGCAUCAAACUGCUGGAGAAAUAUUCAAUGCAUCAGAGGAAAUGCUCUGCAUGCAUGAUUUAGCACAUGAUCUUGCUAGGUCAGUUGCUGGUGAAGAUAUCCUUGUGAUUUUGGACGCGGAGAAUGAACGCCAUAAUAGAUUUUGUGAUUACCGUUACGCACAGGUGUCAGCUUCUAGCUUACAGUCAAUAGACAGCAAGGCUUGGCCUUCUAAGGCAAGGUCACUCAUUUUCAAGACUAGUGGUACAGAAUUGGAAGAUGUCAGCGAAGUUUUUUCAGUGAACAAGUAUCUGCGCGUUCUAGAUCUUAGUGAAUGUUCUGUUAAUGAGAUACCUGCUUCUGUUUUUCAGCUGAAGCAACUGCGGUACCUUGAUGCUUCCACUUUGUCCAUUACAACACUCCCUCCUCAGUUUAGUAGCUUUAAUAAGCUACAAGCGUUGGAUCUUUCAGAAACUGAACUUAUGGAAUUGCCAUCCUUCCUCAGCAACUUAAAGGGCCUGAAUUAUUUGAAUCUCCAAGGUUGCCAGAAACUUCAGGAAUUGAAAAGCCUUGAUUUGCUGCAUGAUUUACAUUACCUAAACUUGUCAUGCUGUCCUGAAGUUAGAAGCUUCCCUGAAUCUAUUGAAAACCUCACCAAACUUCGUUUCUUGAACCUCUCACGGUGUUCUAAGCUUCCGACGUUACCUAAUAGACUACUGCAAUCAUUUGCUAGCCUUUGUUCUCUUGUAGAUCUUAACUUAAGUGGUUUUGAGUUCCAAAUGCUGCCUGAGAUUUUUGGCAACAUUUGUUCACUUCAAUAUCUGAAUCUAUCAGAAUGUUCUAAACUUGAGGAGCUCCCCCAAUCAUUUGGCCAGCUGGCAUAUUUGAAAGCCCUAAAUCUUUCAUCUUGUCCUGAUCUUAAAAUUCUCGGUUCCUUUGAAUGCCUUACUUCUCUUCAGUUUCUGAAUCUCUCAAACUGCACUAGUCUUGAAUAUCUGCCACUGUGCCUUAAAAAGCUCCAAAAUCUUGAUGUUUCUGGCUGCCAGGAUGGUAUAGUACAAUCCUGUUCUAGCAGCUCUGGAAGUUCCCCAUCUCACCAAUUUUCAGAGCAAGCUGAGCAGGUCAGAUUAAGUAUUGUUAUCUCAGAGAUCAUUCCGGAGGCGCCUGUGAUUGGAGAUCUGAAAGGAAAGAAGAAAUUAGCAUCUGCUUCAGGCUUGGAUGUAGUGCCUGAAGUUGUUACUAAGCUAAAUGAAACUGAAGACACACCACUUAUUCCAGGGCGCCCGUUCUCAUUGUCUUCAUCUCAUUCUUCGUCCUUUGCUUCAAGCUCAAGGGCACCGUUGGCAUAUGUCUCAUCUUCGGAUGUUUCAAAGAACAAUAAUUUGGUGCCGAAUGGAGAGAUAACAGGUACUCAAUCCAACGAAAAAUGCCAAGAGCCUCAGGACCUCGUAAAAGAUGCUCUGAUUACUGAAGAAAACAUAUGCUCAUUGGACACACCGGUUCAUGUGCAUGAAGUGGCCACCGUAGAAGGCGACGCUGACGGCCACGUAAUCAAAUAUAAUGGAGUAUAUCAGCACAGCGUACUAUGUGACAGGCCAAAUCAAGGGGUUGUCGUACAGCAGUCCAACUGA